Musa acuminata subsp. malaccensis (wild Malaysian banana) is the source of this 2076-nucleotide messenger RNA. NCBI's taxonomy places the organism in Eukaryota, Viridiplantae, Streptophyta, Magnoliopsida, Zingiberales, Musaceae. The record is from RefSeq and is a predicted model, not a curated record.
AUGGAGAUCAACAAUAUUACUGGACUGAUAUCACUCCAGUUGUCAAAAAAUAACUUUUUCGGUUAUUUACCCCCAGAUAUAUGCAAAGGUGGAGCCCUAAAGUACCUCACUCUUUACAUGAACAACUUCCAAGGCCCCAUUCCUACGUCCUUGAAGAAUUGUACGGGAUUAGUGAGGGUCCGUCUUGAACACAACCAACUCACCGGGGAUGUAUCUCAAUAUCUUGGAGUGUAUCCCCAUCUUUCUUAUAUGGAUUUGAGCUUCAAUCUAUUCUCCGGUACACUCUCACCGGACUGGGCAAAAUGGCACGAUCUAACGCGCUUGAGAAUCUCAAAUAACAACAUCUCCGGAGUCAUACCUACCGAGUUUGGGCAGUUGACGAAACUGGAAGACCUGGACCUCUCUUCCAACUACCUACAAGGAGAGAUCCCAAAGAGCUUCGGCAGCUUAACCCUUCUCUACAAUCUGAGCUUGAGCAACAACCAACUCGUCGGUCAGGUGCCUCUGGAGUUUGGAAUGCUGUCCAAUCUUCGACUGCUUGAUCUCUCAUCCAACAACUUGGCAGGAAGAAUCCCAGAUCAAUUAGGCAACUGCACGAACCUCGGAUCGUUGAAGCUUAACAACAACAACUUCAGUGGAACCAUUCCUUUGGCCAUUGGUUAUCUGGUGCACCUUCAAGACACCUUUGACGUCAGCCACAACUCACUAACAGGGGAGGUUCCAUCCCAACUCAGCAAAUUGGUGAUGCUGCAAAGCCUGAAUCUAUCGCAUAAUUCCUUGUCGGGUCAUCUUCCAUCUUCGCUAACGUAUAUGACGAGCUUGUCUACCGUAGAUGUAUCCUACAAUGAACUGGACGGCCCUGUUCCUGAUAGCCCAGCUUUCCGAAGAGCCCCGGCAGAGUGGUUUGCCCAUAACAAUGAUCUGUGUGGAGUUGUUCGAGGAUUGCCUCCGUGUGUUACACUCGGUACUACAACAAAAGAUGACCGAAGCAAGCGCCACAAAGUGGUUGUAAUAGCCAUCAUUGCUUCCGUCGUCUUCUUCCUUCUCUUGUUUAUAUUCAAUGCAGCUGCUUUACGAUUCCACAAGAGAAAGAACCCGCUAGUACCUGUCGAUGAUAAUCACAACAAAGAAGGUGCAUUCUCUAUAUUGAAUUUUGAUGGAAGAGAUGUAUACAAGGACAUCAUCGAAGCCACCGGAGAUUUCGAUGGCAAAUACUGUAUCGGAAGUGGUGCAUAUGGCAGAGUCUACAGAGUAGAGUUAGCAAGUGGGGAGCUGCUAGCGGUGAAGAAGAUUCACCUACCAGACACUGAAGGUACAUUCGACGAGCAACCCUUUCAAAAUGAGAUACAAACUCUUACUCAAAUUCGACAUCGCAAUAUCGUCAAGCUUUACGGGUUCUGCUCCUCUCCUCGACACAAAUUUCUGGUGUACGAGUACAUGGAGAGAGGAAGUCUGGCAUCUGUUCUCCGAAGCGAAACUGCAGCUGAAUUGGACUGGGUGAAGAGGGUGAGCAUCGUGAAGGAUGUCGCCUGUGCUUUAUCCUACAUGCAUCAUGACUGCGCACCACCCAUCGUUCAUCGGGAUAUCACAAGCAACAACAUUCUACUUGAUUCAGAAUUCAAGGCUUGUGUUUCCGACUUUGGAAUUGCUCGACUGCUGAAGCCGGAUUCAUCAAAUUGGACCAUGCUUGCAGGCACACGGGGUUACCUAGCACCAGAGUUUGCUUACACUAUGAGAGUAACCACCAAAUGUGAUGUGUACAGCUUUGGUGUGGUCACGCUUGAGUUGCUAGUAGGAGCAUAUGGAGAAGAACUUAUCUCCAUUCUGUCAUCUCCGUCUGGUAACAAUGUCUUUGUGACAGAUGUAUUAGACCAACGCCUAUCACUUCCUAUGGCUCGAGUUGCAGAUGAAGUAAUUGCAGUCUUAACAGCUGCACUAAGUUGUGCCAACAACAGCCCAGAAUCGCGCCCAGCGAUGAAGCAAGUCUAUGAAAAUAUAUGUGCUGUCAAGACACCACAGGGCUGUGGAUCUCUUGAUGCGCUGAGGCUUUCCGACUUGACGAAUGCAGACAAAUGA